Molecule: messenger RNA, 1467 nt
Organism: Striga asiatica
Lineage: Eukaryota; Viridiplantae; Streptophyta; Magnoliopsida; Lamiales; Orobanchaceae
Source: the annotation of a GenBank genome assembly
UUUACAUUUAAAUGUUUACUUUCAAUUAUAUUUAAUAUAUUAUUUAAUAUAAAUAUAUCCACAAUCCCACAAGCCACGUCACCUUCUCCUAUCCGAAACCGUAACCCUCACGCCGCCAAAUGCCGCCACGAAGCCGCCGGACCCAACAUCGACGGCGGCGGCCUAUCCAGCUUCCCCGAGAAGGUGCUCGACGCGAGCCUCGCGGGAGCCAAACCCCCCCGACCUCGCAGAAUCAUCCUGGUGCGGCACGGCGAGAGCCAGGGCAACGCGGACGAGCGCGUGUACACACGCGUGGCCGACCCGAAGGUGGUGCUGACACAGCAGGGGGUCGUCGAGGCGGAGGAAUGUGGCCGUGAGAUGAGGCGGAUGAUCGAGAAGGACGGCGCCGAGGAUUGGAAAGUGUACUUCUACGUGUCGCCUUACAAGAGGUCGCUCGAGACUCUAAGAAAUUUGGCCAAGGCGUUUGAUAAAUCGAGGAUUGCCGGCGUUAGGGAGGAACCCAGGUUGAGGGAACAAGAUUUUGGAAAUUUCCAGGACCAAGAACAAAUGAAGAUCCAGAAAGCUGCUAGGCAGCUUUAUGGAAGAUUCUUUUACAGGUUUCCGAACGGGGAAUCUGCUGCCGAUGUUUAUGAUAGAAUAACAGGAUUUAGAGAAACUUUGAGAAGUGAUAUUGACAUUGGAAGAUUUCAGCCGCCCGGUGAGCAAAGCCCGAACAUGAACUUGGUGAUUGUCUCUCACGGGCUGACAUUGCGUGUCUUUCUGAUGAGAUGGUAUAAAUGGACUGUGGAGCAAUUCGAAGGGCUUCAUAAUUUAGGCAAUGGUAAGAUGGUCGUCAUGGAAAGAGGCUAUGGUGGAAGGUAUUGUCUGUUAAUGCACCAUACAAGAGAAGAGCUAAAGGAGUUUGGAUUAACAGAUGCUAUGCUCAUUGACCAAGAAUGGCAAAAAUGCGCGAGGCCGGGCGAACUGAAUUAUGAUUGUGAGAUAACCGGACCAUCGUACUUCACCCACUUUGAAGGUGAUCACGAGGAUCUAUUCAUUGGGUAAUAUAUGCGAACCCCGUGAAAGAAACCAAACCGUUAUUAGGUGAAAGCUCGAAAAUUAGAGUCUGGUUGAAUGAGGAGUUCAACAGAGCAGCCAACAAAUAACUGAAACUUAUGCAGAUAUGAUCUAAGAGAAAACUACACAAAAGGAGAUGUCAGUUAAUGGAGUCGAGCACCAGAAAACUGUGGAGUGUAUGUGAUGAUGAAAGGCCUGCAGAGCUAUUCAUGAAAAUCCAGCUACUGUUCGGGAGACUACCUCAUAUAUCAGCAGAUUUAAGUUGAUAUUUCGGUGAGGAAGUCUAGGACUAAUUGGUGAAAUUAUGUAUUGAUGAAGAUCAGAAUAUCAGUGUAAAUUUCUUCUAUCUCAAAUAAGAAUCAAUGUUGGUAUAUUAUAUAAACUAGUACAACACCCGUGUAUUACAUGGGU